CCACAACACCAUAGAGAGCUCGAAAACGACCGAGUCAUUGACAGCCCAGUCGUGAUCGAAACGCGAACCGAGCUCUAACUUACACCUCCAUCCAUCAUCAACCUUUCUUUACCUCUGCUUUGGCGCUUUGGGUCCUUUACGACCGAAACCUACUCUUGACACCUCGAAAUCAUCUUGACAUUUCACCCAGCUACGACAGAUACAUCAUGCAAGGGAUACGGGGUUUUGAACCUUAUCUCCGUGAACGUAAACUCAUCCAAUCCGCCCCUCUCUCCAGUCUCUCACAUACAAGACUAGGGAUAGACGCAUCUCUUUACCUCCGUAAUCUUCUCUCAGACCCUACCGCCCGUGAACCAUUAGUAGCAUCUACAGGUGGACUCCCUCUCGCUCUCACAGCAAGGGUCGAAAAUGAUCUUCGAACACUUGAAAGACUUAACAUCAGACCUGUCUUCGUAUUUGCCGGUUUACCAACUUGUACUCGUGCACCUCCCAAAGGUUUAGAUCCGGGACAAGAGAGAGAUAGAGCUGUGAAAGCUGAAGCUUGGGGAUAUUAUGAGAAUGGGGAAGUUGAAAGAGCUGUUUUGGCUUUGAGUCAAGUUAGAGGAGGUGCUUGGACGGAUGCUAGGGAUGUUGCAAGGUUGAUUAUGAGAACUUUUAAACAUAGACAGGUGGAAUAUGUUGUGGCUCCUUACUUGCAGUUUGCCCAGCUCACAUACCUAUUGCAACAUCAAAAAGGAUACAUUCACGCCAUAUACUCUUCCACCGAAUGUCUCCUAUGGCCCAUCGACAAACUCAUCAUAUCCAUAGAUCUUUCACAAUCCACUUUCACAUUCCUCGAAAAACCUCGUAUCCUCUCCGACCUCGCCCUGAACGAAGAUCAAUUCCUAGAUCUUGGUCUUUUGGCAGGUUGUGCACUCACCCGUACUUUCCCACCCGCUUCACAAGACUUUACUAUGCGUUCAAUCGUCGAUCUUGUUCGUCAUUGGAAAUCAGGUGUUGCAGCUUGUCAAGCUUGGCGUGCUGAUCCAAGCGUCAAAACUCAAUCUUAUGGGGAUGUCUUUAUGCGUGCGAGAUUAGCAGUGAAAUAUUCUUUGAUUCUCACGACUGAAGGAGCAUGUGUCCCACUUCCUCUGGCUGUACCACCCGUUCAAGCCGCUAUCUCGCCGGCGGACGUACCAGGUGAUUUGGAUGAGAUUUUCAGUAUGAGAUUACCGGAUGAAUUGUAUUGUCAUAUAUGUCGAGGAUUGGUGAGUCCUCAAGUCGUUGGAUGGUUGAGUGGUGGACAAUUGGCGGAAAAUCAACCUUUGGCGGAUUCAGCAGAAUAUAGGAGGUUUAUCAAGGAUGUUAUUACCGAAGGAGCAACCUCUCCUAGGUGUACAACUUUGGCUCUGUUAGCUGAUGGUUUACAUCCUCAAUGGAAAACACGAAGAGUUACCGCUCAAUACUACUUCGACGUCGUACAGAUUCCUCCUGCCGGUCAUUUCAUACCUUUCUCAGACAAAGUAACUCAAAGUCUUGUGGACAAAUGCUCAAAUUGGAUCGUACCAGCUGGGAUCGUGGAGAAUGAGCUGCGGCGACAAUCUUCUUCAACCAUUGAUCUCAAACUGUGUGUCGGCGCUUUGGCGACUGAUGAGCUGGCUGCAUUGACUCGACGCGGUAAGAAUGAAAAGAGUCAUCGACCAUUGGACAAGAAAGACGAAGUCGUGGCGAAUGUCAUUUGGCGUUUGUUGGAUGCCCGAGGAUUCAUAGCGGCCAACCAUACCCUAUCCAUCAUGGGCAAAGCCCUUCACGCGGCUUGUACCCAUUCUCACAUUAAUGAUCGAUUCCAAGAAGCUACCUAUCUCGUUCUUGAGCUAAUUCGAGCUGGCGUUGUUCAUGGUGGUCCUUGGGGUGGACCGAAUGGAGAUAUUUUGUCCGGUGGUCCUAGCAUCGGGUCAGAAGAAGAACAACGUAGCAUGUUAUUGAUCAUGCGUUGUUUGAGUGUUUUGCAACUUAAUUUCAGGCCACAACAAUGGUCAGGUCCACUCUCACGUGAAUUACUGGUAUUCAAUUCUUUCGUCAGAGCUCUAUCUAAAUCCCUUCGUCAUCUACUCGAAGCUCUUCAAGUUCAUAUUCUCCUUUCCGGUGACGCAAGACGUAACAGAGAAGAUCAAUUAGAUCUAAUGAUUUCCGUUCCGUUCCAAACUGAACCCAACACUGGAUUUGGUAUUUUGGCAAAAACAUAUUUGGACGCGACUAUCAUUUACUUUGGGGAUACUAUCACUUUGGAAAGUGUGGAGAAAGACUCGGCUGGUGUGAAGACUGCGAAGAAGGAAGCUUUGAGUUUUGUUGAACAGAGCUUUUCGGGAGUUAAAGGACCUGUUCAGGAAGUUGAGAGGGGUUUCAGGUUUUGGGAUGCUAUAAUGGUCGCCAUCAGAACUUUGGCAAAAGAACAAGGCCCAUCUCCAUCCCUCACAUCAACCAUCAUCUCCCCUGCAAACGUGGAAGAGUUCGAACGUGCUGAUCGAUGGUUGAAACCGAUGCGACCUUGAUGAGUUCUUAGGGAGUGAGGGGUAACGCUCUUAAUCAUGAUCAUGGGGAUUUGAAGGAUUUGUGAGGGACGGAAUCGAGAGAAAAAACGUCUUCACGAUGCAUGGCAUGAUUCUG
Tremella mesenterica DSM 1558 is the source of this 2646-nucleotide messenger RNA. RefSeq lists its product as uncharacterized. The coding region runs from base 207 to 2531 and encodes 774 amino acids. Gene Ontology annotation, molecular function: 5'-flap endonuclease activity; 5'-3' DNA exonuclease activity. The record is from RefSeq and is a predicted model, not a curated record. NCBI's taxonomy places the organism in Eukaryota, Fungi, Basidiomycota, Tremellomycetes, Tremellales, Tremellaceae. Gene Ontology annotation, cellular component: nucleus. Gene Ontology annotation, biological process: DNA recombination; mismatch repair; DNA double-strand break processing. The transcript is spliced from 8 exons.